UGAAUUUGCUCCGCUAGAGAUCGUAGAUCUCGACAGCGACGACGAGUACGAUCCGUUAUUUGACGACUCCCUACUCAUGGGUUCACAGCUCCUCUUUACGAUUUCGGGAUCCGUAUUCCCCGAGUACCUCAUCAAUGGGGAAAGAUCCUCAACAGGAUAUCUACACGUGCAAAUCGUAGCCUUUCAGGAUGAUUCAUAUGUCCUGGCGGCAACAUUCUCGCCAGGAUAUAUGGAGAUUUGGGAACUUGAUGUUGACUUUAGAGACGCGCCCGGUAAAUGGUUCAGAAGAAUGAGACCCGGAAAGCACUUGAUAAUGGAUAGUGUAAUUCCAUUGAGGGGUGCAUCUACCAGGAAUCAAAGGAAGCCGAAGAGACGGUAUCAAGGGGAUACUUUGCAGGAUUGA
Messenger RNA from Acaulospora colombiana, 403 nucleotides. The record is from the annotation of a GenBank genome assembly. NCBI's taxonomy places the organism in Eukaryota, Fungi, Glomeromycota, Glomeromycetes, Diversisporales, Acaulosporaceae.